Molecule: messenger RNA, 1564 nt
Organism: Daphnia carinata
Lineage: Eukaryota; Metazoa; Arthropoda; Branchiopoda; Diplostraca; Daphniidae
Exons: 5
Coding region: 81-1304 (407 amino acids)
Biological process (GO): rRNA processing; negative regulation of transcription by RNA polymerase II
Cellular component (GO): nucleolus
Molecular function (GO): DNA binding
Source: RefSeq, a predicted model, not a curated record
UGGUUAUUUCAAUAAAAAUAGGACUGAAUUUUCCAUAGUUCUUUAGUGUUUUUUUAAGUGAUCUACAGUUUAUCAAUAAAAUGGAAUACACCUCGAUGUCAAAACCCGAAAGUUCUUCUACGAAAGGGAUCUUAGCAAAACCAAAUAACAGUAAGAGGCAAACUUGGAUGUCGCUGAUUGAAAAUUGUGUUAAAAAUCUAGAUAACACAAAUGGCGAAUUGACAAGUUUACUUGGAAAAAUUGGCGAUGCAAAAAAAAUCCCAGUCAAGUGGAAUAGAAUAAACAAGCCCAAGUUUAUGAUAUUUUUGAACAACAUUGAUGGUUAUUACGUUAAUCCUAAAGUAGACGAGCAAUCAUGGGAUCUUGUUUCAAAAGCCCUAAGAGAUGAACGUAAACAUAAAGCUAAAAAUAACAUAACAAAUGAUAAUAAAAAACAUACAGCAGCACGUAAAAUCACAGCUGAAGAAAGUGGAAACAAGGCAACCAAUGAUGUUAUUUCUGGCGAAGCUAAUAUGAAAUUGAAGAAGGAAAGUAGAUCACAAGUGAAAGAACCAUCAUUUGAAGAAAAAAAAAAUGCCAGAAAAUUAGCAAAAAAACUAGCCAGACAAAAAAAUGCAAAGAAUAAAGUUAUUGAUAAUGCAGAAUGGACAAACAUGAUUCAAAGUUUAGUACAGCAAGUUAAUGGUGACAAUGAAGAACUAAGAAAUCAUCUUGAGAGAAUAAGUCAUGCCCCAAAUAUUCCUCAAAAAGGCAAAUGGAGUUCAAUGAAUAGGCCUAAAUUCAUGACUUUUUUGAUGAAUAUCCCGGCUUAUAAAGUGGAUCCAACCAUAACUGAUAGCCUUUGGAACCUGAUUAGGAAACACCUGAAUGAAACUCAAACAAAGAGUGCCAAAAGCAUGAUUGGUGAAAAAAUCAGAAUGGGUUCAAAAGAACAAGAGCGAAAACAGACCUGGAAGACUAUCUGCGAAAAUGUAAUUGUUAAUAAUAAAGAUGAGAAAUUGACAAAGAGCUUACAGAUCAUAGCUCAAGCUGAGAAAAUCCCAAGAUAUCUAAACAAACUCAACCAAAAGAAAUUCAUGGCAUUUUUGCAAAACUUACCUACUUUUCAAGUGAAUCCUGCAACAGAUGAAAAAAUAUGGAGUCUCUUUUGUGAAAUUCUGGAACAGCAUAAGAAAACUGAGGGUCUGAAAGUUGAUGAACUGAGACAAGAAGAUGAAGUUGCAGAAAAAGGAACCAAAAGGAAAGCUGCGCCCGUGAAUGGGAACCUUUUCAAUGGAAACAAGAAAGUAAAAAAAGAAGCUUAGAAAAGCUUGUCUCCAAUUAAAAAGUAUAGCAGUAACAAUGAUGACAACCAUACUGAGGAAGUUGACAAUACAACAAAUCCUACAAGCACCCCAGUUGAAAUCAGCGCUAUGUAAGCUAAACAUGGCAAAAAGCUACUGUUGAAAAAUCUGCUAAGACAAAGUUACAAAAGAACAUUUAAACCAAAUUGAAGAUUCUGUUGUGGUAAUAGUAAAGAUUGUUGAGGUUUACAAGCAUCAGGCAAUGUUGUGUAUGAAACUCG